Molecule: messenger RNA, 9423 nt
Organism: Gigantopelta aegis
Lineage: Eukaryota; Metazoa; Mollusca; Gastropoda; Neomphalida; Peltospiridae
Product: CUGBP Elav-like family member 2
Exons: 20
Coding region: 59-1813 (584 amino acids)
Biological process (GO): regulation of alternative mRNA splicing, via spliceosome; mRNA splice site recognition
Cellular component (GO): ribonucleoprotein complex; cytoplasm; nucleus
Molecular function (GO): mRNA 3'-UTR binding
Source: RefSeq, a predicted model, not a curated record
UUUUGUUGUGUGUUUGUGCUGUCUUGUCUGUGUGUGUUUUCACGUGGAUAAUAGAACUAUGAAUUCCCAAAUGCAGAGUAAAGAACCGGAUCCUGACAGCAUCAAGAUGUUUGUUGGUCAGAUUCCUCGCUCCAUGGAUGAAAAUGACCUGGGGAAGCUCUUUGAAGAAUACGGUCCAGUGUUCCAACUCAACAUUCUCAGAGAUAAAGUCACUGGCCAGAGCAAAGGUUGCUGUUUUGUAACAUUCUACACAAGAAAAGCUGCUCUUGAAGCUCAAAAUGCCUUGCACAAUAUCAAAACAAUGCAUGGGAUGCAUCAUCCCAUCCAAAUGAAACCUGCAGACAGUGAGAAGAGAAACGGUGAGUUAGUAGAAGAGAGAAAGCUAUUUGUUGGAAUGUUGUCAAAGAAAUUGAAUGAGAAUGAAAUAAGAAUGAUGUUUGCCCCAUUUGGUGUCAUAGAAGACUGCACUGUUUUGAGAGACUCAAAUGGCCAAAGUAGAGGUUGUGCUUUUGUAACGUAUGCUAACCGCCAGAGUGCCCAGAAUGCCAUUAAGACAAUGCAUCAUUCACAAACAAUGGAAAGUUGUUCGUCUCCUGUGGUUGUGAAGUUUGCAGACACUCAAAAAGAGAAAGAAGCAAAAAAACUACAACAAAUGACGACAAACCUCUGGAACAUGUCUUUAGGUGGUCUCGGUGCACUCGGACCACAGUAUUUAGCAUUACUACAGCAGGCAGUAGCCAGUAACAUGUUCACCAACAUGGGAAGCAUGGACCACUGUAAUUCUGGCCUCAACAACCUGGGUGUCCAACAGUUAAUGGCAGCAGCAGCAGCGGCAGCAGCCGCAGGAAACAAUCCAGGCCUACUGGCUGCCCUGGCAGGGCUGAACGGCACUGCCAAUAACAACAACUCCCUGCCCACUGGCAACUCUAACCUCAACACAAACAACAACCAGUCAGCAGAAGCGCAGAAUAAUGUGCAUUUGCACAACUUACAUGGCAUUGCUGCCCUAGCUAACCUCGCUAACAACCCAGCAGCAUUGAAUAGCCUUGGAAUCCAAAAUGUGGCAGCUCUCAACCAAAUAGCCGCUGCAUCAAGUACUCCCAGCAUUUCGGAUAUUGUUCGAAGAGGAGACUUGUCAAGAGGUACAAUGACGGGAACUACGAGUUCGAACAGUUUUGGUGGACUUUCUGGCCUUCAGAACUUGGGGAAUAACAAUGUGUCUAGCAUGUCGGGACUGUCUCCGGGAGUUGUCGCGUCUAGUAUGAACGGCAUCGGGUCGAGUAACCCAUCCAGCAUGGACACCCUCAGCCAGGCGUACUCUGGCAUCCAACAGUAUGCAGGCUUCUCAGCAUCUUUUCCAAACGCUUUCAACACCCAGGCAGCCGCCGCCCAAUUACAGCAGGCCGCGGCGAGUUCCCCCGCCGGUAAACAGACGGAGGGCACAGAAUGGGGCCUUUACAGCAGUUUGGAACAAGAUUCUGCAAAUAGCUUUCAAGGAAAGACUUUGUAUCAGCUUAGUGGACUAUACUCCAAAAGUUACGGGCCCGAUGGUGCGAACCUGUUCAUCUAUCAUCUGCCACAGGAGUUCAGCGACCAUGACCUCAUGCAGAUGUUUGUCCCUUUUGGCACCGUGGUCUCAGCCAAGGUCUUCAUUGAUAAACAAACUAACCUCAGCAAAUGUUUUGGCUUUGUGAGUUACGACAACACUAUGUCAGCGCAAGCAGCAAUACAGGCAAUGAAUGGUUUUCAGAUAGGAAUGAAACGACUCAAAGUGCAACUAAAACGACCAAAGAGUGAUAGCAAGCCGUACUAGUGAACUCCAUGAUCCACUGGCGUGGCGUGAUGUGACGUCUUUCCCAUGUUCCCGUCGUGUGAUUCAUGUCUCCUAUCAAAACAGUGAUAUAUGCCUGUCAGUCUGACAUGUUUGCUGUUGUAUGUCACUUGGUCAGCGCUACAAUCGGCUGAUGUCGCGACAUGUUCAUUGUGUUCCUCGUUUUGGGGCUACCGUUGUGCUGAUCUCUUUAGUCCACGCACACACGGGACAGCAGUGUUUCUCUUUUUUGGGUGUUUUAAAUUUUUUUAAUCGUUUGGUACACGUGUUCAUUGUAAUGAACAUUCGUUGAAUUCAGAUUCGACAUCCAGUUUUAAGUUGUCUGGUUGGAGAGAUUGCUAUGUAUGUCUUGCACUGGAUAUUUUUUUUUUUUUUUUUUUUUUCCCCUGAUAGUAAGGUUUUUUUAGUUUUAUUAUUAUUAUUAUUAUUUGUUUUGUUUUUUUAAGUGUUUCGUUAGAAUUGUUUUUUAAAUAAUGUUUUUAUGUUGUGAUUUUAAUCAGGUUUGUCAAUGGUUGUGUAAUAAUCCGUGAUGAUAGGUUUUAUUAUUUUGUAUACAUUUCUUUUCUGUUUAAGUUUUGAGGGAGGUUAAGAAUUUUUUUUUUAAUGAAUAAUGACCUUUUUUGUGAGCUUAAAUCUUGUAGCCUUUCCUUUUUUUUUAAUAAUCCCUCAAAAGGGGUGAAACAGACACUGGGGGUAUAUUUUGAUUAUUUAUUUAUUUUUAUUUUUUUCUUAAAAACUGGAUGACAAUCUCAAUUCUUUUCACAUUCAUUUUGAAAUACUUUUGAGGUCAACAUGUUCAAGAAAAUGUUUAUUGCUGCUUGUUUUAAAUACAAAUUGUGUUCAAAUCAAAUCUCGCUGCAUUCAUGUACUAUUUAUUUUUAAAGUGUCUUAUGAGAAAGAAAAUCUGGUUGUGAAUUUUUAUGGAUCUUAAAAUAUGAUUUAUACUUGCUCGUUAUACCAAAUAUUACUUGUUUGUCUUUGCUGGCCACACAUUUCAUUGUACUGUUAGCCCGUUAAUUGGCCAUUUUGGCUCACUAAUGUAGCAUGUAGUAAUAUGUACAUGUUGAUAUGAGUUUGUAUAUUUAGCAAUAUAUCUAGUAACAAGGCGAACCUCAAGCAAGUAUUCAACAGGUAAGUAAUGGUUGUAAUUGUCAUAAGAAAGCAGCUGUUUUAUUGAACAAAGCAUACUUUUAAUAUAGAAUGGCAUCGAUUCAUUUGAAACUGAACUGUUCAGCUUCAACAAAAACUUUUUAAUUCAAAUGCAGGUUAAUAUGUGCAUUUACAACAUUUCUAGGUUAAUAAAAGGAAUUUUGUAAAUAUAUCAAAGAAGAUAACGAAGAAAUGAUUACUAUCUUGAGGCCAAUUGCCUUGGCUAAAUCGGUAAAUGCUGUUAAAUUAAUGAAUGUAAAAUUACGUAAGGCUUUUAUCAACUGCUGUAUAUACCAUAUGAAGAGAGAGAUAAUAUAAGAGACAUAUCUUUUUUCAGCUGUUAGGCGUUUGUGUUUUGAAUGCAGGGGAUUUGAUUUGUUAGGGUGUCUUGUAUAGACACGGUGUUUUGUGUAUAGUCAGGAAUCCGAGUGGUGUUUGUCUUGAUGGUGGACAGCAGACUGCAGCUGAUGUAUAAAAUUUCGCCUAUAUUCUACUUGGGCUAGCCCUGUACACGCCCCUCUGUAACAAUAGACCGAUCGGUAUCGGGUCACGGUAUAGCAUAGCAUUUGUAAAAAGUCGACAAUCAAAAUGGCGGUUGACUUGAUGUAAAAUGACUGAUUCGAAAACAUGAUCACAAAAAAAUAUGUACAAAUGUCUCAACAGGCUAUUGGCUUUAUUUUAAUAAUCAUCAGAGUAGUUAAAAUUAUUGAAAAUUACAGAUUCGUUAUUUAGUGUACAGUAAAUAGUUGUACUUAAGUGGCGGACAUAUUCUAUAACCGUACCCUGUACACUUAAGGUAAAUAGGUAAGCACAUCUGAACUAUUCAUGGUGUAUUAGUGCUGGAUAGUCGAAAGUCGUUAAAUCUACAUUGUCAACCAAUGUUAGUUAAUCCAAAUCAUUAGGUAAUACAGAGUAUCAUAGUGUCAGCACUGGGUGAAUGGUGGAUACUCUAGUAACUAGAUGUUUUUUGUCAACCUAUGUAUAGGAGCACUAAUUUGAAAAGUCUAUGUAAUGGUGUUAAUGGUCGAUCUAAAUCAUUAAUGCGGAGUACUUCAGUGUCAACACUGGGUGAAUGCUGGAUACUCAUAGUAACAAGUUCUACAUUGUCAUCCUAUGCAUAAGUAGAGGCUCUAGUUUGAAAGUCUGUGGUUAAUGGUGUUACUAGUUAAUCUCCAAUAUCAUUAGUUGAUGCCAAGUAUCAUGGUGUCAAUACCGGAAAAAUAUGUGAAUCAUUAAGCUGUUGAGAUAGUAGUGUUGACACUGGAUUGUACUUGACAAUUUAAAUGACAAUUGACGUACUCAAUAAAUGUGCAAAACACUAAGCUGUUGAGACUGUCCUUGUCGUCAGUUGACAGAGUUAAGCUGUCUGUAGUGUAGCUAUAUACAGUUCAGCCAAACACACAACCCAUUUAAUAUUGAAGAUGUGGACUGUGGAGCUAUUGUCCCAGUGGUUAUGUGACCACUGAAAGUUGAUGGAGGUUGAUAAUUAAACUAUCCAUAUAUAACCCAGUGGGAAAUGAUGUUGGAGGUUAACAGUUAAUACUUAGUAGAAGUUUAAUGAAGCCUUUAGCCAAGUAACAAGUGAUUACUGGAAGGCUGAAGUUGACAGUUCAAAAGUGAAGAUUGAUAAGGCUAUCCACAUAGUCCAAUAGUAAAUGAUCUGUAAUGAUUAGAAUUGGUUUAAAAAGCAAUUUGAGGUUAAUAAUAAUAAAAUGUCUACAUUUAGCCCAGUGGUAAGUAAUCAGAAGUCAGGUUGACAGUUUAAAACAUUGGGAGAGGUUGAUGAUUAAGUUUUCUACAUACCAGUCUAUAGUUUCAAUGUCUGCCAUGAACAAAACAAUGUACACACUGGCCCAUGGAUUUAAGGAAAAUUUUACAUUAUGCUGCCAAGUCUUGCUGUCAUCUGUCAAUACUAGACAACUCGGCACAGCUGAGAUAUUAAGUUGUAGCUACUUUGUAUUCUAGUUAACUGUAUUCAAGUGACCCAAUGCCAUUCUGGAGUAUUCAGAUUUGUGACGGUUGUAUUCGUUUUUUAAUUAUUUGUUUACAUUUGAAUACCAAAGCAAUGAUUGUUUCUAGUUCACGUUCAUUAUUAUUAUUAUUGUGUCCAACAUGUGGUGGUUUUUUUGUUUGUUGAAACUUUCAUUUUAUUUUUUACCUCAUUAACGAGGGAAUUGCACAUUUAGCUGGCUUUUGUCUCAUGUACAUAACUCUGGGCAGGAGAAUUAUCAAACAAAGAUAUACUAUAGUCUUGUAAUAUUUAUUAAUUGGAGAUCAUUGUAUUACGUUGUGUAUUCAGAUCGGUCACCUGUAGUAUUAGAUAGCAUAGCCAAGAGGUUAUUUUUCAUCAUUUUCAUCAGCAUUCUGCACUGCAUCCCAUUCAAUUCUUUCAUACACUAAUAUUGAGAUGUAAAUGUAUGAACUGGAUAUUAACUUUUGCUGAUGAUUGGGUAAAAAUUUUGACUAAGUUCUGGGUACUUUUUUAUUCAUAGCAAUAAACGCAUUCAAAUGUGUUGUCCACAAGCCAUGAAAUAUUUGUUAAUUUAUUAGGUCAUAGUUUAAAGUCAGUUUAGUUUGUUUUUUAUGUUGGCCAAUUGUGGUGCUCCAUAAAAGAUGAUCAUAGAAUUGAAAAUGAAGUUAUCAAAACCAUCCUAUGUAAAAGUCACCACAGAUUGAGUUAACAUGAUAUUAUUAUUAUUCAUUGCUGGACUGUUUCUAGCUAAAAAAAAUUGAAAAUAAGAAACAAAAUAAGAAAAAAGAGACAGAAAGAAAAUUUUAAAACAGCAAAACAGACUAGAACAACACAAUAAGUGUCAAAAAUAAAUGAAAUCCAAAUGUUAACACGGCUGAUUUUAGUCUGCUAAACAUAUUUCUGUUGCAAUCGUUGUACCGGUACUCUGACAAAGUAAUAUUAUAUCUGUCUCAUUCCUUACUGAAUUUGUUUUAGCAGAAUCGCACUUGCGCCCCCCCCCCCCCCCCCCCCCCCCCCCCCCCCGACAUUUUAGGUAAAGAAAACCACUUGUGUCUUUUUAGCAAAAAAAUUACGCAUAAAGUUUCACAUUUGUCUUUUUGUAAUUGUAAAUGUUUACUUAGACUUGCCUUAAAUUUUGAACAUAAUAUUUUUUAUGGUGGAUUGAGAAGACUGCAGUAUUGGGGGGGGGGGGGGGUGGGGGGGUGACUGGGAGGGGCCUCUGCCACUUUUAGUCUAAGAUUUUUGUUUUUUUAGAAAUAUAAUCCCUUGGCUAUGCUUAUUAACCAAUUAUCCCUAGAUAUCCUUUCACUGACAUGUAUUAAUACAUUUUAAAAGAAGAGUCAGAUGUAAAAAUUUGUGUUAUAUCAGAAAGUUUGCACUAGUCUGAUGUACAUGUAGGUAGUUAAAAAAUUGCAUACAAACUGCACGUUUUAACCAAGUUAGACAUGUGAUUAAAAAAUCGUGUUUAAACCAAAAGUGAUACGUUUUGUUUUUUGUUUGAGCAGAGUUAAAAAUAUGUUAAUUGUUUGCCGUGUUUUCUGUUUUUAUUAGUUUUUUUUAUAUGAAAAGUUGUUUUAUAGAGUUUCUUGUUAUAAAGUGUGAAAAUCAAAAUUAAUCUCAUUUUAAUGUUGUGAAGUUUAUUCCCUUGUGAAAGUUUGUUUAUAAAAUGUAUACAGGCACUGAGUGAGUAGGUAUAUUGCUGAAUAGAAUGGUGGUGUGUUGUGUUUUCAAAUAGUGUAUCCCCCAUGUGAGAAAUUCACAACUAUUUACGUAUUUUCUGCCGGUGCUGUCACUUUUUACCUUACUAAAUGGUUCAGCUUCCAGUUAGUAGUCCACAAGAGAAAAAUAUAUAGCAUAACAUAAUUUCUUAUUUUUCCGUUAUAUGGAAAAGAGAUGGUCUCUUUCUUUUUUUUUUCUCCCCCCCCCCCCCCCCCCCCAAAUAUUUAAUGUUUUAAUCAAAAUUAAUGUUUGUUUCAAUGUUCGAUAAGUGCUGAAAUAGUAAAUUGUAUCAAUGCAUAUUUUAAAAGAAUUAAGCAUGUGUUUGUAAUAAUUAUUUAUAACAGGUGUUUGAAUGCAUGUAUUUAAAUUGUAAUGUUUUGGACGUGAGAUUUGCAAACAAAACUAUUUUGUCAUGUCAUUCAGUUGUAUAAUGAUAAUUCAACUCGGCAUUAUACAUGUUCUAUUUGCAUUUGUUUGCCAUGAGUCUUUAUCUUUGUUUUAAUUGGUAUGACACUACUUAGUGGAACAUACUGAUCAUUUACGUAAAAUAAUAAAUUGAAAUUAAAUUUUAUAUUCGUCGAAUUAGGUAUCAGCAGGCAGCUUUUUGUUUCAUCAUGUGGUCCUAGAUUUGGGGUUUUGUUUUAUCCUGCAAUAGUAGAAAUUGAGAUUCAUAUUUACAUAUUUUUUGUACAUGUAUUUCAAUUCCAUGUCGGUGUUGACUGCAUAGUAAUUUGUUGACAUUAUUUUAACUCACAAAGCAUGCAUUUUCGAUUUUUUACAUCACAUGUUACAAUAUAAUAAGAUUCAUUCAGCCACAUGGAAUACCUUUCUGUGAAAUAUUUCCACCUUUGUGGGUAGGUUGUGUUUCAGUUUACAGUUGCUUCCCAGUUUGUGUUCAGUAGAAAGUAACUUGAAUCAAAUACAAUUACGUUUCUAAUGUUGAAUCAAAACUUUGCGUGUGACAAUCAAACUCAAGUGUCUCUGUGUGUGUUUUUGUUUGGUUAAAUGUAGGUCAGCUGUUUGGAAUCUAGUCAUUGGUCAGCAUUGGUGGAUCUACAGUUCAACCGGUCUUUUACAAGUUAACAUCACUUAAUUGUGUCAUUGCAUUUUAAGAAGGUGUGGGUGCUAAUGUUUCACACAUAUGUAUUUAUAUACCGGUACAUAUGAAGGGUUCAAAGAAAAUAAUCUCUGAUGUCACACAUCUGUUAUCUUGAGAGAAUUGAAUUUUAAAGUUUACAACUCUGCAAUCGUGGAAUAUUUAUACCUAAACUAGCAUGAUUUACCAACAACUCUUAAUGGCCUUAAUGUUUUUAACUUUGCUUCAUUGUGAUCUUGACAUACACGACUUUUCUAAUACCGACUGUUAGGACAUUACAGGUUAUUCCCUUGGACCUUCAUAUGAUAUCCCGUUAGAUUCUAGGUGUAUAACACUGAAAUACUUGGUAAGUUUUUUUGUUUUGUUAUUAAAUUUUAUUUCGGGGGUGGGGAGGGAUCUUCGUUUUUUUGUUUUUUUUCAUGAAAUAAUUUUCACAAAACAAGACUGAACUUGAUAAGAAAAUACGAGUGUGUGUUUAAUGUAUAACCAGAACGUAAGGAAAAAAGUGACAGCAACUGUUGUUCAACUCAGGACUCCAUGUUCUCUGUGAAUGUCGUCCAAAAGUAAUCUGUUCUCCGCUUCAAAAGCAAAACCAAAUCUUAUUGUACAAAGUCGAUGCCAUGGUGUACCCAUGUGCACCCAUGUUUAAAAACGGCUGUUAAACAGUAUUUUUUUUCAAACUGUCCACUGGUCGGUUUCUUUCCUUUUUUGUUUUGUUUUAGUUACCAAUUUUAAUGUUUUAAAACUAAAAUUUAACUCAGGAUAAUUUUGUAAUUACAAGUUAUGGACAUGGCUUGUGUUUGUAUUGUGAAGUAUCAUAGAUUUAAAGCAUUGUUUAAUUUUAUUUAUUUUAUUUGGUAAGGAUUUCUUUUUUAGUUACUUGUCAAAGAUAUGACAUAAUCUUUGGAAUUAUAGCAUGAAUCAGUAUUUGUUUUAAUCAAAAUAAGCUGAUGGCAUGUAUUUGUUACGUUAUUCAUCUAUGUAUGUGAAACUAGUAUAUCUGUGAAACUUGUUGCAUGAAAACAAAAUCAAAAUGCUUCUUGUUUAUAUAUUGAUAAAAAGUAGAAAUGUUUUAGAUAUAGUUCAUUAUAAAAUCGUGAUUAGCUCAAAUUCAUUACAGGUUUCAUCGUAAGAAGACUGUUCAUGUAAUACAUAAGACUGUUAGAUUAUGUGUUGUGUCCAAUACCAAUGCUGUUCUGCUUGGAAGCACUCCCUAUGUCUCAUUGUAACAAGUCUCAUUCUUGCCUUGAACUUACAGAGUGCAUUUAUCAUGUAUUAAUUUGUGCAUCUAGUCAAAGAGCCAAAAAAGAAAUAGAAAAAAGAGAGAGAAAGAGAGGGAAAGGAAAAAAGAGAAAAAUUAAUAAUAAAAGGAAUGCCAUGUCCAUAGCCCCUCAUUAGUAUGUUAAUUUUACAGUUAGCCAAGUUUAUCAACUUACGUAAUAAGUGAUGACAGAGAAUUUUAUUUUGUUACCAAAACAGGAGUUUGUAGAUAUUGUCUGGAUUCUAAUCUGGGCUUGUUUUUAACUAUUUUAGUUUUGAUGUGACUCCCCAUCUUUCCACUACAGUGGUUAUGUCUUGUAUUAGGUGGCAUUGUGACGUGGUUUGUACAGAAUUUAAAAACAAAAAAAGGUAUUAUUAAAAUUUAUUGAUAUAAAA